Molecule: messenger RNA, 3101 nt
Organism: Coffea arabica (coffee)
Lineage: Eukaryota; Viridiplantae; Streptophyta; Magnoliopsida; Gentianales; Rubiaceae
Product: WEB family protein At3g02930, chloroplastic
Biological process (GO): reciprocal meiotic recombination
Source: RefSeq, a predicted model, not a curated record
GAACAUGGAAAAUUCAGCUGAAAAAGUGACAAGAGACAGUAGACAGUAUAGCAGGAGUAGUGGUGUACUUCUUGUUGGUGGUGUGGCCACUCUGGAGUCUGGACUGAAUCUCUGAGGAACCAAAUAAACACCAAAAUCCCUUUUGUUUCAGGAUACAGAUAGAUCAAUGAUUCCUUCUUCCUCUUGUCUGUAAAUUCCCCAUCUUCAAUUAUCAACCGAGCCACCCCAACACUUCUGCACUCGCAGAACACCGUCGCCAGUUUAUGCUCUCUUUCUCUCUCUCCAGACAAAGAAAUACGGUAACACAACUGCUAUUUCUGCUUCAGACAAGCCUAGAAUCUGAAGGACUUUGAUCUUUCUUCCUUCUAGUAGGGAAACCAGCAUCAUGUCUACUAAAUCCAAAUCUAGUGGUUUUUCUGAAACAACUCCAAAUAGCAAAGUAUCACCUGCAACCCCAAAGGUUAGUAAACUCAGCAGCAGGGGGGGAGUGACUAAAUCUGCUACUGAUUCACCUUCCCGCCUGCAAAGUACACGCAUUUCACUUAAUCUUUCACCAAGAUCUGUUGCUUCCAAGCCUACAGUCGACCGCAAGCCCACGAAGCUUGGUACCCCUCCUGAUAAGAAACCGACUGCAUCUCCAACUCCAACUCGUAUAUUGAAGCCGUCAGAACUACAGGCUGAACUAAAUAUUGUCCAGGAAGAUCUCAAGAAGGCCAAAGAAAAGCUAGUCUCAUUAGAGAAAGAGAAAUCGCAGGCUCUUGAAGAAUUAAAGGAAGCCAAGAGUUUGGCUGACGAAGCAAAUGAGAAGCUCAGUGAGGCUUUGGUGGCUCAAAGGCGAGCUGAAGAAGAUUCUGAGAUUGAGAAAUUUCGAGCAGUUGAGAUGGAACAGGCUGGCAUUGAGGCAGCUCAGAAGAAGGAAGAGGAAUGGCAGAAAGAGCUUGAAGCUGUGAGGAAUCAACAUGCAUUGGAUGCGUCCGCCCUACUUUCCGCUACUCAGGAGCUUCAGAGGGUAAAGCAAGAGCUUGCCAUGACUUCUGAUGCAAAAAACCAGGCACUCAGCCAUGCUGAUGAUGCAACUAAGAUUGCUGAGAUUCAUGCUGGAAAGGUUGAAAUUCUGUCCGGUGAAGUUGUCCGGUUGAAAUCUUUGCUUGAUUCAAGGAUGGAAAUAGAGGCUGAUGAGAAUGCCAAAUUAGUGGCAGAGUUGAAACUAGAGAUAGAGACUUUGAAGCAAGAACUCAAGAAUGCAAAAAGCUACGAGGAGAUAUUGGCAGAAAAGGAGGCUAGUCUUGAGCAACUUAAUGUUGAGCUGGAGGCUGCAAAAAUGGCAGAGUCUUAUGCGCACUGUUUAAUGGAUGAAUGGAAAAAAAAGGUUGAAGAAUUAGAGCUUCAAACAGAGGAAACAAAGCGGUUGGAAAGAUCAGCAUCAGAAUCUCUCGAAUCAGUAAUGAAACAACUUGAAGGGAGUAAUGAUUUGUUGCAUGAUGCAGAAUCUGAGAUUGCAUCUCUUAAAGAAAAGGUCGGAUUGUUAGAAAUCUCAAAUAGAAGGCAGAAAGCAGAUUAUGAGGAAUCAGAACGUCAUCUUCAGAUGGCCAAGGAAGAAGCUUCUAAUCUGGAAAACAAGGUUGAAUCUCUUACAGCUGAGCUUGAAGCCGUGAAGGAGGAGAAAACUCAGGCCUUAAACAAUGAGAAACUUGCUGCUUCCAGCGUGCAAACCCUAUUGGAAGAGAAAAACAAGCUCAUAAAUGAGUUGGAAAAUUCUAGGGAUGAAGAAGAGAAAAGUAAAAAGGCAAUGGAAAGCUUGGCAUCAGCCUUGCAUGAAGUUUCUUCAGAAGCAAGAGAAGCCAAAGAAAAGUUGCUCUCUGUCCAAGGUGAGCAUGAAAAUUAUGAAACACAAAUAGAAGAUCUGAAGCUUGCUCUGAAAGAAACAAAUGAGAAGUAUAAGACCUUGCUUGAUGAUGCAAAACAAGAAAUCGACGUUCUAACCAAUUUGAAUGAGCAAUCUAAGCAGAAGCAGGAAAACUUGAAGAGUGAGUGGGCGCAGAAGGAACUUCAACUGAUGACCUCUCUCAAGAAAAUUGAAGAAGUUAACUCUUCAAGGGAAAAAGAGAUAAGCAGAUUGGUUAAUUUGCAUAAAGCGGCAGAGGAUGAAGCUGGAGCAAAAAAGGAAGAAGAAAUUCGUUUGACGACUCUGCUUAGGGAAGCAGAGUCUGAGGUCUCUUAUUUAAAGGAAGUUCUUGGAGAAGCUAAGGCAGAAAGCAUGAGCUUGAAAGAAAGUUUAUUGGACAAAGAGAACGAAUUUCAGAAUAUUCUUCAGGAGAAUGAGGAGCUCCGAAAUAGUGAAGCUGCCUGUCAAAUGAAGGUCGCAGAGUUGUCUAAAUUGCUUGAAGAAGCUUUGGCCAAAAAGCAAGCUGAAGAAAAUGGUGAGCUUACAGACAGUGAAAAAGAUUAUGAUAUGCUCCCAAAGGUGGUGGAAUUUUCUGAACAAAAUGGAGGUGGAAGCCAAGAGAAGCCAAAGAUGGAGCUCUCCACUCAGCAAUCUGAGCAUCAUCUUGAGGAACACCUUCCAGAACUAGAAAAACUCUCACAUGAUGAUGCUCUACAGACUGGUGCUGAGAAAGAUGUAUUAAAUGGAAGACCAAAAGAAAAUGAGAAUAAAGAUAAGGAAGACGAUGACUCUGUAGAAGCUGAUUCAAAAAUGUGGGAAAGCUACAAGGUUGGGGAAAAAGACUUCUCUCCAGAGGGGGAUGCUGAGCAGGAAUCUAUUGAGGAGGACUUGGAAUCUAAGGCUGAUGGUAGUGAGGGCAAUGACCAGGCUAAUGGGCUUCCUUCAAAAGAAAACUUUGAUGACAGUGGAAGUUCACCAACUAAGCAGCAAGGUCAGAAGAAGAAGAAAGCUCUGCUCCGCAAGUUUGGCAGCCUACUCAAGAAGAAGGGCACUAGCAACCAGAAAUAGUAUACCUAUGCCCAUGUAACAUCUUUGUAAACAUGAACAUGGUUAUGUCACUUUGUGCGUGUGAUUAUUCUCAUGUAUGCAUACUGAUUGGUUUUGUAACAAGUUUUUACUGUCGAGAUUUUGUUAAUUACAUUUCAUUUCCAACCAA